AUGGGAACAAUAUUUACUCGAAGAUUUGAAGGAGAUCUUAUUUCCAAUCAAGUUCCUGUAAAACUCGUGAAUUUGGAGAGAUUAUAUGAGUUGUUUGUAUCUAAAUUUGCCUUUUCAUCAUCAGACCUUUCAACACAUUUCUUCAAAGUCCAUUUCACCAUGAUAUUAACAUACAAGACACUUACUUAUGAUGAAGACAAUGAAGUGCUAAAUUCUGAGUCUGAGAUUACUGAAUCUGGAGGUGAUAAUGGAGGCGAUAAUAGAAACAAACUACAAUGGGAUGAUGAUUGUCCUUGGAGCGAGUGGUAUACUGCAGAAGACCCUGUAAAAGCCAUUUCUGUACUAGAGUCACUUCUUAUUAGAGAAGUACGUUGGUGUUGGGAAGAGUCACAACCAUUGCCACGAAUGCCAACCAAAGCUGCAAUUGAUCUAUCAACCUCUUUAGUUCACAAAAAUCUGCAAAUGCUUGCAAUAUAUAUUGAGAAAAAACGUCAACAAGAUACUACCGGUGACAACAGUAGUGAUACUCCUAGUGUUGAGGCUAAUGAAGACUUUUCUUAUCCAUCAGGAGCAAAAGAAGAAGGUUUAGUGAAGGAAAGUGAUAGGCUUGACAGCAGUGAUCCUGUUUUCACUCACACAUACACAUGGGAUUCAAAUGUGGUGAUUGAUGAAGCAAUUGAGCCUGGAAGAAGAGUUACUGUAGCUAUGGGAACCAAUCGACAACUGGAUGGCUUAGAGCAAUGGUUGCAAGAGAUGAGUUCAGAAGAAGAAGAAACAAGGUUGCAACUAUAG
Messenger RNA from Lactuca saligna, 792 nucleotides. The record is from the annotation of a GenBank genome assembly. Lineage: Eukaryota; Viridiplantae; Streptophyta; Magnoliopsida; Asterales; Asteraceae.